Spirodela intermedia is the source of this 2217-nucleotide messenger RNA. The record is from the annotation of a GenBank genome assembly. NCBI's taxonomy places the organism in Eukaryota, Viridiplantae, Streptophyta, Magnoliopsida, Alismatales, Araceae.
AUGGCCGAGAAGAUGAUCGUCUUCCUCCUCCUAGUCUCCCUGCCCUUCUUCUUCUGCCCUAUCCUUGCCUUGGGCGGCGACCGGCUCAUGCCCGUCAGCGUCGAGGCGCGCAACUCCACCGACUCUCGGCUGGAGACCUACAUCGUCCACGUGCGGAAGCCGGAGCACAUGCUCUCCGCCGGCCGCGAAGAGCUGGAGAGCUGGCACAAGUCCUUCUUGCCAUCUCCCCCCUCGGACUCCGGAGCGCCGCGACUCGUGUAUUCCUACGAGAGGGCCCUCAGCGGGUUCGCGGCCCGGCUGACCCCGGAGGAGGUGGCGGACAUGGAGGCCAAGGAGGGAUUCCUCUUCGCCUACCCCGACGAGCCCCUCGCCGCAGAGACAACCUGGAGUAAUGCAUUCUUGACGCUUACCAGUAGGGGGGGCAUGUGGGAAACCACAGGGUAUGGCAUGGGGAUGAUCGUCGGCGUCAUCGACAGCGGCAUCAACCCCGACCAUGUCUCCUUCGGCGACAACUUGUUCCCCGACCCGCCGGAGAGGUGGAAGGGACGGUGUGACCUCAACGCCCCGAGAAAGUGCAACAAGAAGCUCAUAGGCGUGAGGAACUUCGACUCCGAAGGCCCCCAGGCGGAAGCUCUUGACGUCACUGGGCACGGCACCUUCGUGGCGGGCGUAGCGGGGGGCAGCAACAUCGUUAACGUCAGCUUCAACGGCCUUGCCGACGGCAUAGCAGCCGGUGCGGCCCCCGGUGGGCAUCUGUCGAUCUACCGCGCUAGCAUGGCGUCCGGCCUGGUGGCCGCCAUCGACGAAGCGAUCAGGGACCGCGUCGACGUGAUCUGUCUCGCCAUGACGCUUCCCACGGGGGAGUUCCACCGGAACGACAUCGCCAUAGCCACUCUGUCGGCCGUCGAGAGCGGGAUCUUCGUCAGCUGCGCCGCCGGCAAUCGCGGCCCCCACCGCGGCAGCGUGCGGAACGACGCGCCAUGGGUCCUCACGGUGGGAGCCGGCACCAUGGACAGGGCCCUGAGGGUGAUCCUGCAUCUCGGCGACGGAGAGAAGUAUGAAGGAGAGUCCCUCCACAACGCCACAAUGAUACCCACGGGUAGCCUGCGUCUUGCUCACCCGUCCUCGUGCUCCUCCCCGUUGAAGGGCGUCGUCGGCACGGCGGUGCUCUGCAGGAGCCAGCCGGCGGCCAUCUCACCGGCGCGCCAAGCCUGGCACGUCAUGGAGGCCGGCGGUGCCGCCAUGAUACUGAUGAACGACCACCUCAAUGGCUCCACCAUCGUGCUCGCCGACACCGCGCUCCCCACGGUGGCCAUAACCUAUCGCGACGGGCAGCAACUCGUCUCGUACUUCGAGUCGGCACGCGGCAGCGCCACCGUCGAACUGCUGCCGAUGGGAACCACAUACCAAGCCGCUCCCACUCCCACGGUGGCCUCUUUCUCCGGCAGGGGACCGAGCUCCGCCAACGGCGGCAUACUGAAGCCGGACAUCAUCGUAUCGGGCGUCAACAUUCUCGGCCCCGCCUUAUCGUCGAACACGGGAUUCGCGUUCUCCUCUGGCACGUCGGCGUCCGCCGCCAUCCUCACCUCCAUCGCCGCGAUGAUGAGGAAGAACCAUACGGAGUGGUCGCCGGCCGUCAUCCGGUCCGCCAUCAUGACCUCCAGCGACUACCUCGACAACGAGAUGAACCCGAUCAGGGAUGAGACCGGCGGCGCCGCCAGUGCGUUCACCCUCGGCGCCGGCCACGUAAAACCGCACAUGGUGAAUGACCCCGGUCUCGUCUACGAUAUCGUUCCGGAGGACUACCUCCGCUACCUGUGCGGCCUGGGUUACACCCAGAUGCAGGUGGAAGCCGUCGCACGGCGGGGGGUCGACUGCGAGAGCCUCGGCAGCCUCCUCCCCGAGCAGCUGAACUACCCUUCCAUAGCCGUGACGCUGCGGGGGGGAAGGACGACGGUGACGAGGACGGUGAGGAACGAGGGUCCGGAGGCUUCAUUCUACAGGGGUCAGGUAGUCGGAAUGCCGGCGGACGUUGUCGUGGAGGUCAACCCCUCCGAGCUCAACUUUAGAGAGAAGGGCGAGUAUCAGUCGUUCACGGUGACCUUCUUCUACGGCGGCGGCGCUGGCGGGAACCAAGUCUACGAAGGAAAUCUCAUCUGGUCCGCCGCCACCAGCAUUCACACAGUGAGGACGCCUCUAGUGGUCACCGUCGCAUAG